This is a messenger RNA of Xiphophorus couchianus (Monterrey platyfish), 1727 nucleotides long. RefSeq names its product tRNA pseudouridine(38/39) synthase-like. Gene Ontology annotation, biological process: mRNA pseudouridine synthesis; tRNA pseudouridine synthesis. NCBI's taxonomy places the organism in Eukaryota, Metazoa, Chordata, Actinopteri, Cyprinodontiformes, Poeciliidae. Gene Ontology annotation, molecular function: RNA binding; pseudouridine synthase activity. The record is from RefSeq and is a predicted model, not a curated record. Gene Ontology annotation, cellular component: nucleus; cytoplasm. The transcript is spliced from 9 exons. The coding region runs from base 163 to 1401 and encodes 412 amino acids.
GUGGUUUCGUUGUGAACUACACUUCCCAGAAUCCUCUGCGGCCUGAACGUCCGCUUGCUAAAGUUGUCCGACUCCAUGUUAGCAGCAACACGGAGAGUAGCGUGCUCGUUACAGCAAGCCAAAGAUUUGUUGGAAAGUGGAGAUUUAACGGGAACAUAAAGCAUGUCAGGUGAUUUAAUUCAGAGGAUAAAGCUCUUGGAAGAUGAACUGGAAAAGCUCAGGUCCCAGCUGAAGGAAAAUGCUGGAGAAGACGUGGGGAUGCAUUCCUGUUCACCCCCCAGUGAAAGCUCGGACUUCUUGAUGUCUGAUGGGAACACCGGGAGCAGCAAGAAGAAGUCAGGCAAGAAGCGUCCCUUUGACUUCAGCUCACACCCCCGGCGCCAUGUGGCUCUGAAGCUGGCUUACCUGGGCUGGGCCUACCAGGGCUUCGCUGUUCAGGAGAACACGGACAACACGGUGGAGGCCAGGCUGUUUGAAGCGCUGCUGAAGACACGACUGAUUCAGGACCGACAGAGCUCCAACUAUCACCGCUGUGGCCGAACUGAUAAAGGAGUCAGUGCUUUUUCUCAGGUUAUAACCAUUGACCUGCGCUCCUCCCAGUUUUGUGGAGGACUUGGCGUAACCCUCCCUGAAAAUCUCGAUCUCGGCACCAAAUCAAAAGCUUCUACCUCUGAGCUUCCAUACGUGAAGAUGCUGAAUAGAGUUUUGCCGCAGGACAUUCGGAUCUUGGACUGGGCAGCCGCAGAGCAAGGUUUCAGUGCGCGUUUCGACUGCCAGUCCCGCACGUACCGCUACUACUUCCCCCGAGGGUCGUUGGAUGUAGAGCUGAUGGGAAAUGCUGCAAAACGAUACGAAGGAACGCAUGACUUUCGCAACCUGUGCAAAAUGGACGUGGGGAAUGGGGUCCUGCAGUUUGAGAGGACCAUCUUGUCUGCCUCAGUCAGGCCUUUGCAGCCCCAGCAGGUUUCCAGCACAGAGCAAUAUGAUCUGUUUGUGUUUGAGAUCAAAGGUUUAGCCUUCCUUUACCACCAGGUACGUUGCAUGAUGGCGGUGCUUCUUUUGAUAGGACAGAAGCUGGAAGCUCUGGAGAUAAUCAAUCAACUGCUGGAUGUUGAGAAAAACCCCAGAAAGCCUCAAUACAGGUUUGUUCUUCUGGCUUGCAGCAUGGCAGUGGACUACCCUCUGGUUCUGUACGACUGCCACUUCGAUGGUUUAACCUGGCAGCAAGAGGCGGAGGAGGUUAGCCACGUCCUGUCGUCACUACAGCGACACUGGACGCAGAGCGCUGUCAAAGCCCAGGUUCUGCUCGGGAUGAUCUGGGGUUUGGAGGAGAGAGUUCAAAUGCUGCGGUGCCGACACUUACACCGACUGGUCCAGAAGUGUGGGCUGGGGAAACCAUGAAGCCGUGCCAGAUUCCUGCUGCCCGGAGAAGAGAGAAGGCUGUGGACAUGACAAGGAAAAAGCUCACAGAAAGGGAUGUAUCUCAGCUAUAAAGCUCUUUCUGUUGAAGAAUCUGGUGUGGGUCGGCGGUGUUUGCAUUGCUCUUGGAAUCACAGAGGUGUUUGGCGUGGUAGUCGGAGUGUGCCUCUGCCUGGACAUUAAACGCAAAAAUUAUGAGAAUGUCGACUAAUUCAUCAUCACAACCAUCUUUACACAUCAACAAACAAACUUGUUUGAUCAUAAUAUACAUUUUUGUUUUAUGUGAUUAUAUGCUCAAAAACAUUCUC